AUGUAUUACUGCCUGACGCUCUUGAUAAUGAACCUUGAACCCGGUAAUCAAGCUUUGGCAACAGCAGCCAGUAUGCGUGACGUGAGCAUGUAUGCAGGCGGACUUCAUAUGCUCCUUAUUGCUGGCGAGAGACUUUUGGCUACAGUGCGGUCGAGAACUUAUGAGAACGAGCAGUAUCUUCCACAGAUUGGUGUGGCUAUCGCUUGUAUGUGGAUUUUCUCCUAUAUCAUAGUGUGCAACUUGAAAAAAUACGUGGUGACGAAUUUCAUAUCGGCUUUCAUAUUUCUAGUUAUCUAUGCAAUUUCAAUUGGG
Messenger RNA from Cooperia oncophora, 312 nucleotides. The record is from the annotation of a GenBank genome assembly. NCBI's taxonomy places the organism in Eukaryota, Metazoa, Nematoda, Chromadorea, Rhabditida, Trichostrongylidae.